GUGCUGAAUUAACUUCUCGCUCGGCGCGGAAGUGUGGAAGAUGGACGUUCUGUCCUACAGGUGUGUCUGCGCGUCAGUUUGUGUUUUAAACUGACAGUUCGCGCUCCACUUACUCUUUGUGCCGUGUGAUCGUGAGAAUAUAUAUAUACACCAAAGUACGUAGAUACUAAAGCAGUGCGUGUCUGGGAUCACAAUGGAAGGAGGUGGUGAGGUUGUGACAGAGGUGCCGAGUUCGCUCAAGAAGCUCGUCCGGCUAACAAUCCGGGGCUUCUACAGCGUGGAACAUGUAAUCGUAGUCGACAUGCUCAUUCGGAACCCCUGCGUCAAGGAGGACGACCUGGCGGAUCUCCUCAAGCUGGAGAAGAAGCAGCUGCGAGCCGUUGUCGCUCAGCUCAAAAGCGAUCGUUUCGUCAAGGUCCGACUGCGGAUGGAGACGGGUAGCGACGGUAAGGCAACCCGCCAAAACUACUACUACAUAAACUACAAGGUUUUCGUGAACGUGGUCAAAUACAAGCUCGAUCACAUGCGCCGCAAGAUUGAAACCGAGGAGCGCGACUCGACGAGUCGCGCGUCGUUCCGGUGCACCGGCUGUUCCAAGAGCUUCACGGACCUGGAAGCGGACCGCUUGCUCGACUUCGCCAGCGGCCAGUUCCGUUGCAGCUACUGUUGCGCGCCGGUUGAAGAGGACCAGGCGGCCCUGCCGCGGCAGGACUCUCGUCUCCUGCUGGCGCGGUUCAACGAUCAGAUACAGCCCCUGUACACGCUUCUUCGCGAGUUGGACGACGUGCGGCUUGCGCCGCACUUGCUCGAGCCCGAGCCUACAGACCUCAGCGCGGUGUUGCAGCAGAGCCGCCGUGCUGGAGGGCGCGCCAGUCCGACCCUCCAAAUGCAGUCGGGCGCGCACGGCCGGUCCAGGGAUGGUCCCUGGAGCGGCGACGCCACGCGUCACCAGGGUUCGGGGCAGGGUGCUGGCAUCACCGUCAACCUGGGCGAAGCGACCCCUUCAGCUCCUUCGGCGCCCCAGCGCGAGGCGCCAGCGUGGAUGGUCCACAGCACAGUUAUCGACACGCCGACCGCGCCGGUUAAUGUACCUGAAGAAGUGGCUCCUGUCAUCUCUGAAACGGGAUCACGGCCCCACAGUGCCAUCAUGGAAACACUAUUGGCACAUGAGAAGCAGCCUGUUGCACAGCCACCAAAGGACUCGAGUGACUCGGAAGACGCCCAAGGUAUGCCCGAGCCGGUGCGAGACGUUGCGCAGUCCGAUGAAGAAGACGACGACGAAGAAGAGGAGGAGACCCAGGUUAUGGUGGAAGGGAAGCCGGUGCCUCUGCAGGAUGUCACAGAGGAAAUGGUGGCCCGCAUGACAAGCACCGAAAAAGAGGACUACAUACGGCUCCGGCAGGAGCUGUACUCCAUGAUGUAUGACUGACAAAAUCGUGCGGACGACACACUGUUUUUCUGUGUUUUAAUACACGGCUCAGACAUGCACCCCUCCCCCUCCCCAGACUUUCUCUUCUUGAUGGAAACAAUGUGUGACGCAGGACCAUCAGCGAGUUUCGGCUCUGUGCUUUGGUGGUUUGUAGGCCUUGCUCUUCUUGCCCGUCUGAAAGUUCUUCCAGCUUGACACACGGUUCUCGCGGCUCUCCUGCAAUGCAGACAUAUGUAUGUGGCAUGCGAGCGGGAGAUCAUCUAGCAGCAUCACGGGAAGAAAAGCGUGGAAGAAGACAUUGGGGAGGGAGAACUGAUAAGCAGACCUAGUGUCGAUACAAGUGUGUUCGAAUGUUUCAACAGCUUAGCAGUGUUGGCAAAAGACAAGGACAAACAACACGACAGCUGUAAUGAUAUGAGAUUGUAAAGAAAGAGCCAAGUAGUCAGCCAAAACCAGCGUGUUUCAAGCAGCUAGACAGGAGAACAAGAACGCUGUAAUGCUGAUACAUUCUAAGAAAAAAAAUAAAUAAAAAUAAAGCUAAGUACUAGUCUGGCCUAAA
Dermacentor silvarum is the source of this 1988-nucleotide messenger RNA. It is a transcript of the gene TfIIEalpha, whose product is annotated as general transcription factor IIE subunit 1. Gene Ontology annotation, biological process: transcription open complex formation at RNA polymerase II promoter; transcription initiation at RNA polymerase II promoter. Gene Ontology annotation, cellular component: transcription factor TFIIE complex. The record is from RefSeq and is a predicted model, not a curated record. NCBI's taxonomy places the organism in Eukaryota, Metazoa, Arthropoda, Arachnida, Ixodida, Ixodidae. Bases 194 to 1429 code for a protein of 411 amino acids. The transcript has 3 exons.